Messenger RNA from Paraphaeosphaeria sporulosa, 2502 nucleotides. RefSeq lists its product as uncharacterized. Bases 1 to 2502 code for a protein of 833 amino acids. The record is from RefSeq and is a predicted model, not a curated record. The transcript is spliced from 2 exons. NCBI's taxonomy places the organism in Eukaryota, Fungi, Ascomycota, Dothideomycetes, Pleosporales, Didymosphaeriaceae.
AUGGGUCCCAAUGACAACUUCACAACCUCGCGCUGGCGGCGCAACCGGUCCAAUGCAAACCUCCUCGAGCAGAACCUCCAACCGAUGCCGAGUGCUGCCAAUAUGAACUCGCUCAGGCCGCCGCCGGCACUCGAGCGCAAGAACUCCAGCAGAAUGUCCCUCUUCAAUCUCUUCAGCAAGCCCAAGGUAGAGAAAGCGAGAGGUCACAUAGAGGUGGGCCUCGCUGUCCCGAUGCAGCCACAAGAGCCACCCCGGCCAGCCUCACCACCGAAAUCUGCGCUACGGCCGAACCCUCCACCCCAAGCACAGCAAGUGCAUCGAAUGCGAUCGAGCCAAUUCCUCCGACCCAAGUCUAUGCGACCGCCCAGCAUCGCACGGCAUCCGGGCGAUGACUGGGAGCCGCCACCGCUUUUCCAGGCCUAUCCCCAGGCGAUCAAGUACGCGACAAUCCAGGCUUGCGUAUAUUCCCCAGAUGCCCUCAUGAGGACUCAAAGCCAGAGAAGACAGGCAGAAAUGAUGCGCGAACGCAUGGAUAGCCACAGAGAUCUAUCAACAACACUCGAGACUCCCUCCGAACAUAAGAAGCUGGAGAAGACCCACAAGCGCUUGGACUCGAUCUUACAUUCUACCCCACAAUUGACCAACAAGAUCUACGUCUUGGUCACCUCGGGUCACAUCUUGCAGUAUUCUGGCGAAGGCCCCUUCGAUCGCCUUCCCGAAAGAGUUCUCAGACUGGGCAAGGACUCUGCAGCAUUUGCCUCCGAUUUGAUACCCGGCAAGCAUUGGGUCUUGCAGAUUCUACACAGUGCAAACGAGGACGGCACCGCGGGUGACGGGCCGAAACAUUCGCUCCUUCACCGACUUCGAAUUGGGGCUCCUGCCAGAAGGGAUGCAUCAAGCUUUCUGCUCGUUAUGGAGAGCGCUGAAGAGAUGGAGUCAUGGAUGACGAUAGUCCGAAAAGAGAUCGAGAAUCUCGGAGGCAAGAAGGCAAGCAGCGAGUCCAGCAGAAAUUCUGCAUCGAUUGACGAGUCGCCUGAGAAUACUUCCAUUGAACGACCGUACCAACGACCACCCGUCAAGCGUGGAUCCAGUCGCUUAAGUACAAUUACACCGGUUGACUCGCCACUACAAUCGCAGUACUCGGACUCCCCUAGGAUUGUCACAUCUGAAUGGGAGAGUGGUCGCAAAGAGAAAGCCGCCAGCGUGGUCGAUUCUGCUAGCAUCCAAUCCUCGCGACCAAGCCUACAACGCCAGUCUGUCGAGGCAUCCUCCAUUCCUACAAGUCGAGACUCCCACGAGCAGAUCCAACUUGAUCAGCUUCGUGAGAGAUCGCGAUACUCGUAUGUGUCUAGUGCGACUUCUGUUUCGGGUGUCAACACUCGUAAUACGUCGCGAGAUCCGUCGCCAGCUCCGCCGUCCCCUAUCAAAGAAGUUUCAACGCCGGCAGAUGCAGAACCGCGCCGAAGCGAGACGUCACUUAGGUCGUUUCACAUGCAUCCAGGGAACAACAGCACCCGCCGAAGAUCCAUGCAGCCCCUGCCUGUCACAAACGAGGACAUCACUGCGUCUGCGCAGAUUGCACGCACGCCUAAGCGCCAUUCUAUUUAUGGCCCCACGUCACCAACCACGAGCGAGCCAAGACGAAAAUUGGAGGUCGGCACGCCAUUGUCAGACCCUAUAAUACUGAACUCGUCAUUGCGUGCAUGGUCACCUGCGAACAACGUUCAGCCCAGGGCUUCUGCCCAGUCUCAGAAUGCGCUCCCAGCGCCAUACAUGCUGAGGAGCUCAAGUGCGCCCCCUGGGAACAUGCUCAGUGCAUUGUCGCCGCCACCUCAGCAGCCGCUACCGACACCUCCAUCCCAGCGCCCUCAGUCCACGUCCCUUGGUAAUAUGUCCAAUGCCGCUGCCGCUCUACCAUACCCAGGUGAGCGCCGCAUAUCGGCGACACCUAAGCCCUACCUCCGUCCUCUUCCUGUACGACCACAAAGCCAAAAUUCCGACGGCUCCGUCGUCGUCCCGCGUCGCUCCUCCCUCGCCUCAGGCAACAAACCCGCCCGCCUCCCGCUCGGCGUCGUCGUAAAUCGCUCCGUCACUGAGCCCGCCCGGCCUUCCACCACUGCCAGCCCCAUCACCCAGCGCCAAAGUAGCCCCUCCCGGCCCUACCAGCCCGCCCAACCCCAACCAGCAGGCCAGUCCCUACGCCGACCCACCUCCGUCCAAAUUCGCUCCGACCCCGCUCCCUUCCUCUCCUCCUCGCGCCCAAACCGCGUCGUAUCAAGCGCCCCUUCGUUCGUGCCGGGCAACCGCAGUAUCUCCAGCACACCCCCUAGUAUUCCUGUGCUCAGGGGCCACGGGCAGCAGCUCGCGCCACCGAAGAAUCUCGCUCCGAGGAGGAGUAUGCCGGCGAUGGGAUUGCCGCCGCCCGCGCCGCCGCCGAAUAUGCCGCUGCCGCCUCCGCCGCCGACGACGACGGUUGGGGGAGCGAGGGCUGUGGCGGUGUAG